This is a messenger RNA of Pochonia chlamydosporia 170, 4056 nucleotides long. Its product is annotated as phospholipid-translocating P-type ATPase, flippase. The record is from RefSeq and is a predicted model, not a curated record. Gene Ontology annotation, molecular function: magnesium ion binding; ATP binding; ATPase-coupled intramembrane lipid carrier activity. The transcript has 3 exons. Gene Ontology annotation, biological process: post-Golgi vesicle-mediated transport; intracellular protein transport; phospholipid translocation. Lineage: Eukaryota; Fungi; Ascomycota; Sordariomycetes; Hypocreales; Clavicipitaceae. Bases 1 to 4056 code for a protein of 1351 amino acids. Gene Ontology annotation, cellular component: plasma membrane.
AUGGCUGGAAGACCGACAGGAGGUCGCCAUGGCGGAUCCUCUGGAAACCGCGACGACCUGCUGCUGGAUCUGGACAAUGACCAACCCGUAUAUGGCGGCGGCCAGAGAUCCGCCUUGAACGACGACGACCUGAUGCGACGCUACUCCCACGACCAAGACGAACCCCAUGGCAGACCCUCUGUCUCCUACGACGAUUUCGUCGGCGCAUCGACUUCACCCGCAGGUCGUCCUGGCGCACCUGGGCUGGCCCCUCCGUCUACCUAUAUGCAUAGGCAAUACAGCCAGACAUCAGAUUUGGGCAACUAUGAGCGAUAUGCCGACUUUGACGACUUGCCCACAGACAACGAGUCGUACUACCAACAUGGAGGCUCAAUACCAGCAGACGGCGGCCCAACUUCUGCCAGGAAUAACGCCAGAAAUCGAAACAGCGUCUUGAGCUUGGGAGGCGGCUUUUUUGGCAGGGUCAAGAACCGACUUGGCAUGGGCCAAGGCUAUUCGGAAAUGGAUUUACCACUGACAGAAGGCGGUCACGAACGGGGAGCCUCGUCUGGUGGUGGUGCGGGUGGCUCACCACCGGAACAGAAGAGCAAAGGCUUCGACAUGGGCAAUUUCAAGUUCGGGUUUGGCCGUGGCAAGCCAGACCCGUCUACUGUCGGGCCUCGUAUCAUUCACCUCAACAAUCCGCCAGCCAAUGCCUCCAACAAGUACGUCGACAAUCACAUCUCGACUGCCAAGUACAACAUUGCGACCUUUCUCCCCAAAUUCCUUUUCGAGCAGUUUUCCAAGUUUGCCAACAUCUUUUUCUUGUUCACGGCUGGCUUGCAGCAAAUUCCUGGUCUCUCACCGACGAAUCGAUACACAACUAUUGCCCCUCUACUCAUUGUGCUCUUGAUUUCGGCGGGUAAGGAAUUGGUGGAGGAUUACCGCAGAAAACAGGCCGAUAAUGCUUUGAAUACUUCCAAGGCACGAGUCUUGCGCGGAUCCAGCUUUACCGAAACGAAAUGGAUUAAUGUGGCAGUUGGAGAUAUUAUCCGUGUGGAGUCAGAGGAGCCGUUUCCUGCUGAUUUAGUGCUUCUAGCCAGUUCCGAGCCCGAAGGUCUCUGUUAUAUCGAAACAGCAAAUCUGGAUGGCGAAACGAACCUGAAGAUUAAGCAGGCACUACCAGAGACCUCGUCCAUGGUCUCAUCAAGCGAACUGAGCCGACUAGGUGGACAACUCACGUCGGAACAACCAAACAGCAGCUUGUACACAUAUGAAGCAACAUACAUGAUGCCGACUGGUGGAGGAGAGAAAAAAUUGUCGUUGAAUACUGAACAACUACUUCUUCGUGGUGCCACUCUACGAAAUACCCCUUGGAUUCAUGGCGUCGUGGUCUUCACGGGCCACGAGACGAAGCUCAUGAGAAACGCAACGGCCACCCCCAUCAAGCGAACCAAGGUCGAGAGGAAGCUCAACUGGCUCGUCUUAGUCCUCGUCGGCAUGCUUUUGGCACUCAGUGUGGUUUGCACAGUUGGCGAUCUCAUUAUGCGUGGUGUCAACGGCGACUCACUUGGCUAUCUCUACCUGGACAAAAUUGACAGUGCUGGUGCUGUUGCAAAGACCUUUGCCAGAGACAUGGUCACAUACUGGGUCCUGUUCUCUUCACUGGUUCCCAUCUCUCUCUUCGUCACUGUGGAGCUUGUCAAAUACUGGCACGGAAUUCUCAUCAACGACGACCUCGAUAUGUACUAUGACAAGGUGGAUACCCCAGCGACAUGCCGAACAUCCAGUUUGGUUGAAGAAUUGGGCAUGGUUGAGUUCGUCUUCUCUGAUAAGACGGGUACCCUUACAUGCAACCAGAUGGAGUUUAAGCAGUGCUCAAUUGCCGGCCUUCAGUACGCAGACGACGUUCCCGAGGAUCGCCGUGCCACUGGACCAGAGGAUGACAUGGGUAUUCACAACUUCAACCGAUUGCGAUCCAACUUGGCAGAGAAACAUGAAACGGCAAUGGCGAUUGACCAUUUCCUCGCUCUACUUGCAACAUGCCACACCGUUAUUCCUGAGACGGACGAGAAGGGUCACAUAAAAUACCAAGCCGCCUCUCCAGACGAAGGUGCUUUGGUGGAAGGAGCUCUUCAGCUUGGCUACCGCUUCACAGCACGAAAGCCAAGAUCGGUGAUAAUCGAUGUCGGUGGCCAGGAUUUGGAAUAUGAGCUUUUGGCAGUCUGCGAGUUCAACUCAACCCGUAAAAGAAUGUCGGCAAUCUACCGCUGCCCCGAUGGCAAGGUUCGCAUUUACUGCAAAGGUGCUGAUACGGUCAUUUUGGAACGUCUCAAUGAACAGAAUCCUCACGUUGAGGCAACACUCCGCCACCUGGAAGAGUAUGCCUCAGAAGGUCUUCGAACACUCUGUUUAGCUGUGCGCGAGGUUCCAGAACAAGAAUUCCAAGAAUGGUAUCAAAUCUAUGAUACUGCAUUAACUACUGUCGGAGGGACACGAGCUGAAGAAUUGGACAAGGCCGCAGAAAUCAUUGAGCAUGACUUUUUCUUGCUCGGUGCCACAGCCAUCGAGGAUCGUCUCCAAGAUGGUGUUCCCGAAACCAUUCAUACCUUGCAGCAGGCCAACAUCAAGGUGUGGGUGCUCACUGGAGAUCGCCAAGAAACCGCCAUCAACAUCGGCAUGAGCUGCAAGCUUCUUAGCGAAGACAUGAUGCUUCUCAUUGUAAAUGAGGAAACCGCCGCAGCCACGCGAGACAACAUUCAGAAGAAGUUGGACGCCAUCAGAACCCAAGGCGAUGGCACUAUCGAGACUGAGACGUUGGCACUUGUUAUUGAUGGCAAAUCAUUGACCUUUGCUCUGGAAAAGGACCUUGAGAAGUUGUUCCUUGAUCUGGCCAUUAUGUGCAAGGCAGUUAUUUGCUGCCGUGUGUCCCCCCUUCAGAAGGCCCUCGUCGUGAAAUUGGUCAAGAAGUAUCAGAAAGAAUCUAUUCUCCUAGCUAUUGGUGACGGAGCGAACGAUGUGUCCAUGAUUCAGGCCGCCCACAUCGGUGUUGGCAUCAGUGGUAUGGAAGGUCUGCAAGCUGCACGGAGUGCGGAUGUUGCCAUUGCCCAAUUUAGGUAUCUGCGCAAGCUGUUACUUGUUCACGGAGCAUGGAGCUAUCAGCGCGUGAGCAAGACGAUUUUAUUCUCGUUCUACAAGAAUAUUACUCUGUAUCUGACGCAAUUUUGGUUUACAUUUCAAAAUGUGUUCUCUGGACAAGUCAUUUACGAAUCUUGGACUCUGUCUUUUUACAACGUCUUCUACACGGUCCUCCCCCCUCUGGCGCUUGGUAUUCUCGACCAAUUCAUCUCAGCACGCCUACUCGACAGAUAUCCCCAGCUCUACACUAUGGGCCAGAGUAAUUACUUUUUCAAGCUGAAGACGUUUGCUCAGUGGAUCGCCAAUGCUUUCUAUCACUCCAUUAUCCUCUACAUCUGGGCGGAGCUCUUCUGGUAUGCCGAUCUCAUCCAAGGGGACGGCAAGAUUGCAGGCCACUGGGUCUGGGGAACAGCACUGUAUGGCGCCGUUCUCUUGACUGUACUGGGUAAAGCAGCACUGGUUACAAAUAACUGGACCAAAUACCACGUGCUUGCCAUUCCCGGCAGUAUGGCUAUUUGGUACGUUUUCAUUGCCGCGUAUGGUAUUGUGGCACCCAUGGUCAACUUUUCGAUGGAAUACCACGGUGUGAUUCCACGAUUGUACGCCAGCCCAGUCUUUUGGCUUCAGACUGUCGUUCUAGCAGUUAUGUGCUUGCUACGUGACUUCGUGUGGAAAUAUGCAAAGCGAAUGUACCGACCACAGACGUACCAUCAUAUCCAAGAGAUUCAAAAGUACAAUAUUCAGGACUAUCGACCAAGAAUGGAACAAUUCCAAAAAGCAAUCCGGAAAGUCCGGCAAGUGCAACGAAUGCGCAAGCAGCGUGGCUAUGCUUUUUCGCAGGCCGAUGAAAGUCAGACGCGCGUGCUUCAAGCGUACGAUACGACGAAACACAGAGGUCGCUAUGGAGAGAUGGAAAGUUCCAGAGCACCAGCGCAGUAG